This is a messenger RNA of Podarcis raffonei (Aeolian wall lizard), 1005 nucleotides long. RefSeq names its product testis specific 13 (gene TSGA13). The transcript is spliced from 6 exons. The coding region runs from base 332 to 991 and encodes 219 amino acids. The record is from RefSeq and is a predicted model, not a curated record. NCBI's taxonomy places the organism in Eukaryota, Metazoa, Chordata, Lepidosauria, Squamata, Lacertidae.
UGUGUGCAUGGAACCUUGUGAGUCUUCCGCUAACUGCCUCAACUGUCGCUCCCAAUGCUGGCUUGAACAUCUGCCCCAGAAUAUUGCCACUCCAAAAGAGGCAGAGGCAAAGGAGUCACAUCACCCUUCCACCCAAUGGAGCCUCUUUCUCACUGAUGUGCGUUCGGCACGGACGAUGCUUACGGGGCCACGUGAUAACUCGACUCUUCCACCUCCUGAAGUUCUGCAGCAACCAGUGAAGUUCCAUUGCGCAGCCAGCUGAGGCCACUUUGCCACUGUGGGCAGCCGUCAUCCAACAGCCACAAUACCAGUUCGAGACACUCAUCCGAACAUGUGCAGUCAGUUCCAGCUGAAGCAUGAAGCCACUUACUCACAACAUCCUAACUUGGUCCAAUACUUCCUUCCAUUCACUGAUGCUGAGUUCCAAGAGCGGCUGGAACAACACAAGGGAGAGAUUGCCAUCAUGCUAAGGUCCUCGGAGUUCAAUCAAGACAAAACUGCCUUGAUUGUGACUAACAACCCACUUCCCCUCUUCAUAUCCGGACAACAGCUUUCAACACCUUUCCAGUUUUUCCCUGAAGACAUCAGGAGGAAAAACCAACCUGAUUCGGACCACUUACCCCCAGUGCAAGCCCCAAAGAGCCAAAUGAGUCCCAGCAUCAGAAAGCUGAGGAAACCUGCAGAAUUCAGGUUCUCCAGAGAUCAGGAUUUCACCAGCGAAGCCCAUUUUUCAAAAAAUUACGCGGAGAGGCGCUUGCUGAGAAUGUACCCCCAGCUCCGUAAGCACAUGAGGCUUGGUGCAAAUGAAAUGGAACCCCUCCCCAGUAUCCAAGGCUGGUCCCCCAAAACAACGCAUUGGGAGCCUCUGACCAUCUCAUGCUUGACGGAAACAAGGCACACUAUUAAUGUACCAGGAGAAGAUGGCUUCAGGUAUGGGAGAGCCCCGCUCUGGAUCGUCGACAGCUCGGUUGUACCUAAGUAUGCCAAAUAAAAGCCUUCUGCUGA